Macrosiphum euphorbiae (potato aphid) is the source of this 2877-nucleotide messenger RNA. The record is from the annotation of a GenBank genome assembly. Lineage: Eukaryota; Metazoa; Arthropoda; Insecta; Hemiptera; Aphididae.
AUGUACUACACGGUACAAAAAAAAGGCAGUUCAAGAUCUUAUAAUAUAUUGAAGCCAUAUGCCUGGGCAGACGUUAUAAAUGAUGCUUUUAUAAAAAAACAUAAGUUACCUUGUAACUUUCUAUAUAAAAGAGCAAAAGUUAGUAUUGAUACUAAUAAUACAAAACACUAUAUUACUUUUCAAGGAAAAUGUAAGGAUUGUGGUGAAAAUUUAUUUGGAUGGUGCAGUAAGAAACCAAAAGAAUUUGAACCAUUAGAAAUAAAUAUUUCGACAAAAGAUACUCGAGGAGAAGAACUGGCUCACUCUUCAAAAAGACCUCUUAUGGGUCUGAAACGUCAAAAAAUUGGUAAACAAUUAUUAACGGAUAUACCAGCAAAUUGGAGAAGACAAAAUACAGAAGAGAUGGAUUUUGAUUGUACUUCACCUCCAAAUUUGUACAAAAACAAUGUUUUAAGUAAGGCCAAACAAGAGUAUACUGAUAAAUUACUGAGAUUACCAAAAAAAAACGUUUUAGAAUCAUUAGUUGAACUAAAGCACACAUCUUUGGCAGGAAGUAUACAUAAUAUAGGAUAUGACCCUUUGUAUGUACAUUAUUGGACCAACCACCAAAUACUCAUUUACAGAGAUUAUAAUAAAGAAUACUGCAGAUUAGCCCUGGAUGCAACUGGUAGUCUAGUCAAAAAGUUGAAACGUACAAGCAUAAACAUCUUGUCUGCAGAUAUAUUUCUUUAUGAAGCGGUAAUAAGUCAAGGAUUUGGUCAAUUCCCUGUAAGUCAAAUGAUUUCAGAAAGGCAUGACACGAUAUCAAUUACAUUUUGGCUAGACAUGUGGAUCAAAUCCGGAGUAAAUCCACCUAAUGAAGCAGUAUCAGACUACUCAAAAGCUCUUCUUGGUGCAAUGUGUAAAUCAUUUUGUUCAAGUAAUCUUCGGUCGUACGUUCAAAAAUGUUUUUUUGUUCUAACUAAUUCAAGUAAUGAUUUACCACCAUGUUUUUUAAGAGUGGACGUAUCACAUAUGAUUAAAAUGUUUUGCCGUUUACAACAUUUUAGUGGAAUCAGAAAUAAACGUUUAAAAGAAUUUUAUGUUCGUGGAUUUAGACUUUUAUUAACAUCAACAAGUUUAGAAAGGUUCAAAAAAUUAUUAAAAUCCUUAAUGGUAGUUAUAUUGAGUCCUACAGAUGGUUGGAUGGAUGAAAACAAUAUGCAACCAAACCCUUCAGAAAGUUCUAGACAAUAUUUACUGUCAUUGAUGAAAGAUACUGCUUCAUUUAAUGAUGAAUAUGUUGCCGAAGAAUGUACGAACAUUGAAGUCUUGAAUGACGAAACCGAUACUGUCGAUUCAACAAAUUUUUAUGAUCAAGAUGAAGUAGCGCGUUUUAUUCAUGAAAUAGAAACAGAAAGCAAUAUGGAUGCUUUAACUAAAGGCAAUAGAGAAUCUGCAUAUUUCAUACCAGCUUUAUUGAAAGACUUAAAACGUUAUUGUUAUGAUUUCCCGUUAUGGACUUCAGUUAUGGUUGAUCAAUUUAAAUCUCCUUAUCUCAUUGCUACUAGUUCUUCGGUUGAAAAUGAUUUUAAUAAACUAAAAAACGAAGUGUUGAAGUUUUCUACACGACCGAUGACAGCUGACCGUUUUGUAAUACGACAUGUUAAAAGCAUUGAUGAACACAGUAAACUAUUUCGUAGUAUGCAAUUGAGAAAUACGUAUGCAAACAUAAAUAUAAACAACAAAAGGGAUAUAUUAUUACCAGAAUGUGAUAGUGACAUUGAAAUUAGUCAUAAAAAAACUGAACAUGAACUUAUUAACGAUAUUUGUGACUACGAUUAUGAAACUAGUUUUAGAAAUAAUGACAGUAAUUCGAAUGAAAGCAUAUCCAAAGUUACCCAAAUUGAAAUAAAUUCAAUUUAUCCUCAGAGUCCUAAUAUAAAAAGGAAAAUUAACAAACAUCUUUUUAGUCCUGCCGGUAGGAAAAUUGAUAUUGACUCUGAAAAUAGUGAUAAUGAUAUAAAAACUUUAUUAGACUUUAAAAAAAAUGAUAUCAAUAGUACAAUAAAUAACUUAAAUGAUAAUGAUUCAAAUUCAUUGGAAACUUCAAGUUGUAUUAGUAGCGAUAUUGAAAACUGGCGAGGCAAAGGAGAAAACCCUACAGCAAAGCUAAGUAUAAUUAAAAAAUAUAAAAAAAGAACUAAAUACAUGGACCCAACACCAGAGAUUGAAAGAUUAUUAAACAAAAGUUUGAGGUCAAAAAAUCAGACACUACUCAUCAACGGAAACAUGAAAACACCAAUAAGAGUUAAUAAAAAAAGAUAUUUAGUCUCAAACACUUGUGCUUUUGAUUCGGUGUGUAUUCUUAUUGCUAUGGCGUAUACAGACAGUAAAGAUUAUCAAGAGUUCAUUAAUAAAAGUCAUAAUGAGCUUUUAACAUUUUGUAAGGAUUUAGCUAUCAAUGGUCCAAGUUCUAUUAUAUAUAAAAAACGCCUAGGAAUUUUAAAUAAAAUAUUCCAAGAAGAUCUGGGAAUUACCGAUGUCGUUGUCAUAAAUGCAGAGUGUAAUGUUCUUCACAUAAUUAGUACAUUGAUGAAAACUAAUCCAUCAACCACAAACAUAAAAACCUGUUCUAAGAAUAAUUGUGGAGUGAAAGAACACACUUCCCCAACUAUUAUUGUUACGCUAGAUGAUGGGUUUUCAAAUCUUCAAAAAAACUUGCAACAUUACUGUGAAGAUAAAAUUAUUAAGUGCUAUGACUGUCAAAGUAAUGCUGUAUCAAAACGAAUGUUACACGAACACCUGUUUAUUGAGACAGACAUAUAUGAUGAACCAACAGCGUUAACAGACUUUCCUUUAGAAAUAACUAUCGAUGAUAAAGCGUUAGUAAUAUAA